CUCAAAGCCGUGUGUUUUAUUAUGUUUUAAACUGUCACCCACCAAAUACGUUUUCUUUUACUGUAUAUCAUACAUCAGGCAGCAUAACGAGAAUGGUCGGUGGGUCUGAUUCCUGCUGUGGAAGAGUGGAGAUUCUUCAUAGCAGUGAGUGGGGAACAGUGUGUGAUGAUGACUGGGACUUGAAUGACGCUGAUGUUGUGUGUAAACAAUUGAACUGUGGCAGAGCCAUCAGUGCCCCUCACAGCGCAGCAUUUAGCAAGGGGAGUGGACCGAUCUGGCUGGAUGAUGUUGGAUGUUCAGGAAACGAGAAUGUCCUCACACAGUGCUCACACGGAGGUCUGGGAACACAUAACUGUAAGCAUGGUGAAGAUGCUGGUGUUGUAUGUUCAGGAGAUCUGCAGAUGCCCACCCUUUCCAUAAUCUCCCUGCAUUCAGCUGUGUCUCCUGGAGAAAAUAUUCAGUUCAGAUGCACGACACCUAAUCCAAGGUGUCAAGAAAAUGCGGAAUUUUGCUUGUUCAGAAACAAAUCGUCAACAACGUAUCCCCGAAGAGAUGUAUCUGGUGUGACAUUCAAUCUGACUGCAGACGUCUCACAUCAGGACCAGUACAGCUGUUAUUAUUCUUACAGCAAUAACACAAUCAGGUCUUACAGGAGUAACACCAUUGAAAUCGUUGUAGUGAACCUGCAGCAGCCCGAAAUUUCUUUUCAGGAUCCUGAUGGAGGGUUUGUUUUGGGCCCUCAGGGGUCAGUGGUCACCAGAGGUCACAGCUUCACUAUUACAUGUUUCUCUGGAUCUCAGUAUCCUGGAGGCUUCUUCUACCUGUUCAAUGGACCAAAUAUCUCCAGAAGUCAAUCAGCCAUCAAUAACACUGCCUUCCUUAUAUUCCCUGAGGCGGAUUAUUCACAUCAGGGAAACUACAGUUGUGUUUAUGAAGUAAAUGUGUCCUCACGUACCUUCC
Molecule: messenger RNA, 960 nt
Organism: Triplophysa rosa
Lineage: Eukaryota; Metazoa; Chordata; Actinopteri; Cypriniformes; Nemacheilidae
Product: galectin-3-binding protein A-like
Exons: 3
Cellular component (GO): membrane
Source: RefSeq, a predicted model, not a curated record